CAGUGGGGUAAAAGAGACUCCACUAGACCCUCCAUCCGGGUCAGCUGUGCAAAAACUGAGCAGAGAACCAGCCAGAGCCCAGGAAGUGGACUGUCAUUCCAGGGCCUAAUCUUUGGCUUGCGAUUCUUUGGAGGUUGGGAGAAGGAAGCCAGACCGCCCUGGGAGAACGUCCAUCUCAGAUCCUGCCCCGCUAUGCGCAGAUGCGAGCUGUUUCUGAGGAUGCCUCUGCUAAUUCUGCUUUUCCUGGGACUGGCGGAAGCCUGUAUUCCCCGUGAAGUCGCCAUUGAAGAAAAAAUCAAAUUGCUGAAAGGAAUCCUAGGUAUGAUGACCAGGUUGUCAACGGAUGGUUUCAGACACAGCGACAAAGCCUCCAAGAUGCCCUCCCUGGCAUCCCCAAAAGACAGAUCAGAAGAAGAAAUGAAAAUAUUGAAAAAAAUCCUAGGUUUGCUGAGCCUCCAGGUGUUGAGUGAAGAAACAAGUGGUUGCAGGGAAGAAGAGAAGCUUUCCCCAGCCACCACCCCCAAGAAACCACCAAGCAAGCGGACCAGAUGGAACAUGUUGAAAUGCACCUACAUGAUGGUCACCUUCUUGUUCGUGUCCUACAACAAAGGAGACUGGUGUUACUGCCACCACUGUAACACAGAAAUGGACAUCAGGACGGACCCCUGCUGCUCCUUCUAGCAGACCCUGCUCAUCUCAGCUCAGCAGUCGCCAGUCCCUCAUCUGCCAGGUAGUCUGGCCUCCUCCGGGUCCCAAGAAGCUGGUCUGAUCCAGAUGACCAGUGUGGAGGGUAACAACAUGGGUCCUCUGAGGAUGACACUGCGGGAACGUGUCCCUGGGUCUGAGGGUCCGGACAGACCCAGGGGUGUGAGCAUCUGCAGGGGUCUCCCCACAACUGCUCUCCAUGGCCUUUCUCAACCUCCCCCCAUUGUUUCUCUAAUUAAACCUACACUAGUUGAAGCA
Molecule: messenger RNA, 963 nt
Organism: Canis lupus familiaris (dog)
Lineage: Eukaryota; Metazoa; Chordata; Mammalia; Carnivora; Canidae
Gene: EDDM13
Product: epididymal protein 13
Exons: 17
Coding region: 193-681 (162 amino acids)
Source: RefSeq, a predicted model, not a curated record